Messenger RNA from Rosa rugosa (rugosa rose), 693 nucleotides. RefSeq lists its product as uncharacterized. The transcript has a single exon. Gene Ontology annotation, molecular function: ubiquitin protein ligase activity. The record is from RefSeq and is a predicted model, not a curated record. The coding region runs from base 1 to 693 and encodes 230 amino acids. NCBI's taxonomy places the organism in Eukaryota, Viridiplantae, Streptophyta, Magnoliopsida, Rosales, Rosaceae. Gene Ontology annotation, biological process: protein ubiquitination. Gene Ontology annotation, cellular component: cytoplasm.
AUGGCCAUGGCCAGUGACUACUGGGAAGUGGUGGGCGACACUUUCUGCGACAUACUUGUCGCCUUCAUGGAACCAGAAAACGAGUUUCUAUGCAGCAGCACCAAGUUCUUGAUGGAAUUUGAGGCGGUGAUCAGACGUGUCACCUCCGACGAGGCGGACCGGCUCCUAGACUACGACGUCAUCCCCCGCGCGAUCUGGAAGACCACCUCAAUCGAACUUGACGACUCUAACUCAUCAUCCAUGGAUAGAGCUCUAUCUGAAACACUUCGGCAGCUGCAAGUCCCACUGGAGGAGCGUAGCUCCAUGGUGGAGAAAGUACUGUUCAGAGCCUUCGAGGCGGCACAGAAACCUAGUCCUUACGCCGGUGGGAAGAGACUGCGUAUGCGGGUGAACAUCGAUAUGUAUGUGAUUGAUGACGAUGUUGAUGAGGACGCAAAUGAUGGUGGUGGUGGUAUUAUUGGUGAUUAUUAUGAGCCUAGGUUUAUGCCGGCCAGUAAAUUGUCGAUUGAGAAACUGGAGAGGACGAGUGUCCAAGUGCCAUCAACAGUGUGUUCGGUUUGUAUGGAGGAGAUUAGGGUUGGUUUCGAAGCAACUAAAAUGCCUUGUUCACAUCUUUACCAUGAGUGCUGCAUUGUAGAGUGGCUGCAGAAAAGUGGGGUUUGCCCUUUGUGUAAGUUCCGCAUGCCCAAUUAG